CUGUGGUGUUGUGGGUGCCUGGAGGCAGACGCGUCUUCAACUCCUGAACCGCGUCAACCUUUCCCACCCGCACAACAUGGAAUAAUUUUCUCCUUCUUACAAAGCCAACACUCUCCUUCACCCAUAGCCAACCAUCAUUUACUUUCGUUUGUAACCCUCUUUGACCCUCUUCGGCUAUUCAUUCUUUCGCACAUCCCCUUUGUCUUUCUUUUCGACCACACUCUUUUUUGUGAAUACCCUCACUUGGAAGAAUCGUCACAGAGCAUACAUCACCACAAGCAAGAAUGUCGCUGCCGCCGCAGGCCUCAUUCAGCUCUGGCACGACUGCAGUCGCCAGUCGUGGAGCGGCCUACCCUUCUGUGGAGGAAUUCACCUCCUUCAAGCUGCCGACCAAGCCGAGAAUCAUCAAGACUCUCACUAGCGACGACGUCUCAGACCUUUCUGAUGAGCCGUAUGAUGCGCCUCGCCCUGCACCGAAUCCCUCGACGCCCAUUCCUCCUUCUCCCAUGUCUUCUGAAGAGUCGGACAGGGUCAUCAACCUCGAUUACACUCCGCCUACCGUCCGCGGUCAAAGCAUGAUUUUGCACCGUCACCCGCUCAGUGGUAAAGCCAAAUCCCCUCGCUGGCCCUUCCAGAACGCAACUCCCCGCACCUCGACCAUGGUGCCCAUUGUCCGAAGCUUCACUGCUACUUCCAGCCGAUUCGACUACCGUUCUAGAGACGACUAUAAUCCGGCAGUCGAGAUCAGCGUCACCGAGUCGUUGGAUGAGUUCCAGAUCAAUCACCCGAAUGGCCGACUUCUUGCGUCUCACCCUCAAGGCCUCUCUGUGCACGAGACUGGACGCAACUUGACCAGUCGCAACUUGGCCAAUAUUCCCACCCUAGUCGAGAAGCCUGAGAAGGACGCCCAAUCGAGCAAUGCAAUCCCUUCCAAGUACCGACAGAGACCCUUCAGACUCUUCCACCACCGUCGCUGCAGCUCUCAGCUUCUCAAUCUUCAGAUCCUCCGCCGCCGCCAAGAGAAGCGAAAGAAGGACUUCGAGACAGACACCACCUGGUACGAGCGCAUCAGUCUUGAUGACAAGAUCUAUGUAGGGUCUGCUGUCCUCAACCUCUUCUUCAUUACCAACACGAUUGUCUCCAUCACUGUCGUCAUCACUAUGACAGCUUCCGAGAUGAGCAUCCCUUACUUUGUCGUCGUUUGGAUCAUGGUCAGCAUCAUCGUCAUGAUCUUCACUGUCGUUAUGAUCCUUCGCAUGCGCUCUUUCCGCAAGAAGGUUACCGCUCUCAUUGACGAUGAGAAGCGAGUCCGCUCGACCACCUUUCCCAAGCUCUCUCAUGAGGGUCAUCUACACCUGCCCGCCGACGCUGCAGAAAUUGCCCAUCGCCGCCAGAUUGCAGCCGCGCUUGCGAAUGAGCAAGCUCACGCAGCUAGCUCGACCCAAGAGUCUGAGAAGAGUUCCGAUGGAACCGUCGUCGACCAGGUCACCCAGCCGCCUGCCGUAUUCGACCCUUUCGCCCCGGCUAUGCCCCACGACACGAGCAGCAUCUACCUCUCGGCCAGCGGCACCUCGCCCCAGGGAAUCCAGGAUACCAGCGACACUGCCUGGCAGAACGUUGACCUUGCGGCGGCCGGAAACUCCCGCACCAGCUCUAUGACUGCCGUGGUCCCGUCGGCUCCUGCCGGCGCUCCAGUGAACAACCAGAGAUCGGUUUGCUAGAAUCAUCCCGAGUUUCGGAUGCAAGCUUACGGCAGAAUGCCAAUGUUCCAUUGAGUCAGCCGUUUUCGUGUUUUGGGAGAUACUAUUAUGAAAGGGAAUGGGUGUUUUGACACAGGAGUCUGGAUGUAAUAUGGAACGGCGAUUGAUUUGUGAAGAUACCCCCUCCUGCGCAGAGAUGGAAACGGUUUCGGUUUAUUCGAGGUUUUGAUGUAGGAAUACGGUUCAAUGAGUACUAGGCAAAGAAACCAGAUGUAACUUUCAAACGCGUGUACCAUGUCUAUUUUGCAAUGCCUUCCUCGUAGUCUUGUGCGUGCGUGG
Molecule: messenger RNA, 2039 nt
Organism: Colletotrichum phormii
Lineage: Eukaryota; Fungi; Ascomycota; Sordariomycetes; Glomerellales; Glomerellaceae
Exons: 1
Coding region: 285-1721 (478 amino acids)
Source: RefSeq, a predicted model, not a curated record